GCUCUGCACUCGCUGCUUCUGCUGGUCUGAUAUGAGACUGUUGGGCGCUGCGAGCCACCGUCCAGAAAUAUAUGUUGUAGGUAGAAUAUUAGGCGCAACACCGAGGAAAAUCGACCGCCAGGAAGCUACGAAGUCUUCGAAUACGGCACAGGAGAGCCAUUCAGAAGAGCCGGGGGUCAAAGGUGAGAAGAGCAGAGGGCACCAUGGAGAGUGAACCCGCGGGCCCUGCCUCUACUGCCAGCAGUACUGGGACCACUUCCACUGCCAACACUACCACCUCCUCCGCCUCCACCACAACCAGCUCUCCCAGCACCACAGCUGUUAGCAGUAGCAGCACCUCUAACCUCACCACUACUGCUUCUGCUACUUCCACUAGCAGCAGUAAUAGUAGCAGCAGUAGUACUACUACCACUAGUAGUAACACAAGCAGUAGUAGCACUACAGCAGGAAGACAGGCAGUGCCUCAGAUAUCAGUUUACAGUGGAAUACCUGACCGACAGACAGUGCAGGUAUUCCAGCAGGCGUUACACAGACAGCCAAAUACAGCAGCACAGUAUCUGCAGCAGAUGUACGCUGCCCAGCAGCAGCAUCUGAUGUUACAAACUGCUGCCCUCCAGCAGCAGCACAGCCUCAGUACCGCCCAGCUGCAGAGUCUAGCUGCUGUUCAGCAGGCCAGCAUUGCAGCUGGUCGGCAAACUUCGCAGAAUGGUACUUCAUCUCAGCAGACAGGGUCUACUCAGGCUACAAUCAACCUGACCACCUCCCCAGCAGCAGCUCAGUUGAUCAGUCGGGCCCAGAGCAUUAGUUCCACCCCCACUAGUAUUUCCCAGCAAGCUGUUUUGCUAGGCAGCCAAUCCAGCCCCACUCUUACAGCCAGCCAGGCACAGAUGUACCUGCGUGCACAGAUGGCCCAGCAAAGUAACCUAGUACAGGUGGCAAGGAGCCUAGGCCGAGCUGUUCCUCUGUCCCCACAGCUCAUCUUCACCCCGGCAGCCACAGUGACAGCUGUCCAGUCAGAGAACACCACACAGACCUCCUCACAGAACCAGGUCCAAAAUCUGGCUAUUCGUGGCCAGCAGGGGGCGACCACGUCUUCCUCUCAGACUCAGACCUUGCAGGCUCUCAGUCUGAAACAGAGUCCAGUGCCCAUUCAGCCAGCCUCACUGAUCAAGAAUCCCAGCCAAGGGACCCAAGCCUCUGCAGGGGGAAAGGCUGGUUCCUCCGACGGCCUCUGCGAUGGAGGAAAGAAGGGGGACAAUGCAGCAGUCACAGAAGUUCGAGCUUUAAACAUGAGUCGCAGUGUCACAUCUGUCAAUGCUCAGCCUCUGAUUGCUCCGGCCUACACCCAGCUUCAGCCUCAUCCGCUGGUUCAGCAGCACAAGCAGCAGCAGUUUGUGGUCCAGCAGAGUCAAAGCUCCCAAAGGAUGACAGCCCAGCCACUUCAGACAGCCUCCAUUCAGCCAUCACAGCACCCUGUCCCUGUUCUGCCCAAACCUGCCCCUCACCAGCCUUCCACUCCAAACCAGCAGGCCACCAUCUUCCAUUCCACCAUCAGUCCGCACGCCCUCCACUCUUCCAUCAACCAUGCCAAAGCUCAGCCGGUCCAGCUCACUGCCAUCAACCUACAAAUACAGCCAACGGCUGCUCGACUAGUUCAGGAAAGUAAAGAUAAGCCAACCUCAUUAGUGGUCAGAGAGACGAGUCAGAUGCCGUCCACACAGCAGCAGCAGCAACCUGUGCCUUCCCAAUCACAACCCUCCAAGCCUGGGGAGCAGACCAAGGUUAACGCUGCCACAUCACCUGUUCAGUCACAAGGUAUCCCAGCCAAGAGGCUGAGUGCAGCGGCAGGGACCCCACCUCCAGCCAUGACCUCAGGAAAUGAGAGCGAGGCACCCACUGUGACGGGCAGCACGCCACAAAAUGGAGAGAACAAACCGCCGCAGGCCAUCGUCAAGCCCCAGGUCCUCACACAUGUCAUCGAAGGCUUUGUCAUCCAGGAGGGAGCGGAGCCAUUCCCCGUGUGUGUGGAGCGUCUGCCUCUUCUCAUCGACAGCCCAAAGAAGCUGGAUCAUCAGCUUUCCUCAGACCCUGACAAAACUCCAGUCAGCAAUGCAGCCAACACUGACUCUGAGCCCGAGGACAUGAGCCAGCCAGAGAAAGACAAACCCAAGCUGACAUGUGAGUACUGCGGCUGGGUGGACUUCGCCUACACGUUCAAGGGCUCUAAAAGGUUCUGCUCAGUGGUUUGUGCGAAAAGGUACAACGUGGGCUGCACCAAGCGGAUCGGGCUUUUCCGUCCAGAGAGGAACAAACCUGCAAAUCGCUGGCGUCGAAGCUCUCAGGGCCGCUCUAGUAUAGAGGCUAAAAAGCAGAAACUGUCCUCCUCACCACAGCAGACUCAGGGUGGCUCUGUAUCCUCCCCGCACGCUUCACAGCCCAGUCAGGAGGAGUCCAGCCCAUGCUCAGACAUGUCCAGCUACGAAGAGCCACCAUCUCCCCUGUCAGCAGCUAGCUCUGGACCUCUGGCUCCCACUCCGGCCUCAGCCCAGGUCCCUGUCCACAGACAGCCAAGCAGAGCCUCGGACCAGGAAGGCUGUGGUGGGAGAGACACAUCGUCGCUCUGCGAGCGCUUCUUACCCAGCGACCCCGCCAAGUGGAACGUGGAAGAAGUUUAUGAGUUCAUCCGAUCGCUUCCAGGUUGUCAGGAGAUUGCAGACGAGUUUCGCUCUCAGGAGAUCGACGGGCAGGCUUUGCUCCUGUUGAAGGAGGACCACCUAAUGAGCACCAUGAACAUUAAGCUGGGACCUGCGCUCAAGAUCUUUGCACGCAUCAACAUGCUCAAAGACUCAUAGCAGGAAAGUGUGUGGACAGUGUAGCACUGACGGUGAAGAUUACUAACUGCACAAUGACCUGCCCUUCUUCACACUACGAGACUGGUUCCUUUAAAUAUUUCUCUCAAGGUUGACAUGAACCAACAAAAAAGAUCAAAUUGACCCGAGUCAACACAUCACAAUUUAUGUUUCUGGUGAUUUCUUAAGUUGGGAUCUGUAUGGCAUUAAAAAGAGAAAAUGUGUUGUUAAAGGUGUAAAUGAAAGUAUAAUAUGCAUGUAUCCACUGCACUGCUGCAUUUUAUGCUUCUGUUUGGGACAAAAUGAAGAGAUGAGGGGAAAUGGAAGGGAAAAGAGAUGGACACAGAUUAUGGCAAACAUUCACCCAUCAGCUUAAAACGCCACCUUACUUUGGCGCCAUCUCUAGCUUGCUGUUAGUAAUUAGAAAAGGCUGUUUUUAUCUGUACAGAAAAAUCCAAUCGCAACAAAAAUGGUUACUUUGACAUCAUCUACUAUUAACACUGCACCAGAUUCAGCCAGAAAUAGAAAAAUCUGUUUUUCCAUUUGAACAUGUAGCUGAGAGAAAAGGUGGUGCUGGAGCCUCCUGCCUGGUCAGUUGUGUCUGGGUCGGGUCACGAUGUAACACAGCCUGUGCUGAUUUCAGGCAUAGAGAUGAAACAUACGUGACAUCUGAAUUUAUUAUAUUAUUACACAUGUUUUUGUACAGUUUUAUUAGCAUGUGAGUGGAAGUGAGAUGGUUGUAUGUGUGGCUGGGAACAGAAGACUGCAAUCAUUAAUUUGCUCAUUUUUAUUCAGCACAUGCUCCUUUGCCUUUUCUCACAAUAAGACUCACCCGGCUCUUGAAUACAAAGCUUGAAUGCAGAGAAACUGAUCGAGCAGCCUCUUUUGUUUGAUUGAUUUUUCCUUUUAAUCACUAUCGUUCUCUCAUAGAUUGAAACUACUUCAUUUUUUUGCCUGCUUUUUCCAAAAUGACUAAAUAUGACAUUGAUUUCCCAUCUCUUUUUCAUAAGAAGACACUCAUUUAUCCAAGGAACCAUUGGGGUUUUACAGUUCUCUUCACACAGCUCUUCUACUGUUUUUUCCUCCCUCUUUCUUUCAGAAAACUCUAGCUGACAUUUGUAAAGCAAUGGUUUGUACAUAGCAGCUCCAUUUUAAGUCAGAAAAGAGUGGAACUGCCCUUUUUAAGUUAUCCUUUCUAUUUUAAUAACAGAAGUUUAAUUUUAAUAUUUUGAAAUAUGCAAAUGUAUAAAAUCCCACUGGCCUGAGAGUUGUUUUGUUGUCUUUUUAAUGAAAAGAUCAUAUGUGCUUGUGUUUUGUUGGUGUGAUAGAAAGUGAACUUUUUUAGAUGCUUUGUCAAAUGCUUGUAUUUAUGAAAAUGGUUUGUUACACAUUUUUGCAGUUAUAAAUCAUUUACAGUACACAUCUGUCCUGGGUCUUUUUU
Messenger RNA from Melanotaenia boesemani (Boeseman's rainbowfish), 4290 nucleotides. It is a transcript of the gene phc2b, whose product is annotated as polyhomeotic homolog 2b (Drosophila). The coding region runs from base 204 to 2852 and encodes 882 amino acids. Gene Ontology annotation, molecular function: zinc ion binding; protein binding. The record is from RefSeq and is a predicted model, not a curated record. The transcript is spliced from 15 exons. Gene Ontology annotation, cellular component: nucleus; PRC1 complex. NCBI's taxonomy places the organism in Eukaryota, Metazoa, Chordata, Actinopteri, Atheriniformes, Melanotaeniidae.